UGGCAUUCAUUCUGGGGUGGAUAACCAUCGGAAAGGUGUCGCUGGAUUCGUUUUGUUGAUGGGGCCAAUGCCUCGAGGCCUUACGUAGGGCUUGAUGGAAUGAAAAUCCCAUCCCAUCCCAUCCUAUCCGAAAGAAGAAAGCCCCAAACCAGUCAGUGUGCUCAUAUUCAAGAAGGCACUGACUUUACAAACUCAACUCCAACCAUCAUCAUCAUCCACCAAACAAUAUCAGCUGUUGACCAUGCACGCCUUACAGAGCAUCCUCCAUCGAAACAAAGAACACAACGACCACAACCAUCAUCAACAACAAAAGCAACAACACAAACAACAAAAACAGCAACAACAACCUACACUACCAAAAACAAAACAACAGCAACAACCCAACACUAACGAACCAUCCUCAUCAUCCAAUCACCAUCAGCAGCUUCAAAACAACAACAACAAUGAGAAUACCCUACACACUGUGAAGGUGGUCUGUCGACUAAGACCACGUCUACCCGACGAAUCAACAGCCGAUCAAUCGGUCGUCGAAGUACUCAAUAACACCGAAAUCAGAAUCACUGAUCCUGUUAAACAACUCGUCAAUCGGUUCGACUUCUCCGCUUGUUACGACGAACAGAGCGGCCAACAUGAUAUCUAUCAUGGUCAGGUACACGAUAUGGUCAUCAAGAUCUUCGAGGGCGUCACUGCUACAAUUUUUACGUUUGGAUGUACGGGAUCAGGAAAGACGCAUACACUACAAGGUUCAGCAAAUGAUCCGGGGAUCACGCCACGAGCGGUGCGGACGAUAUUCGAGCGAGUGGAGAGCCUAACGGGAAGCCCAGAGGGAGCGAGGGGGAGCUACGAGCUGUCGAUCACCUGUUUCGAGAUCUGGAAGGACAAGGUCUGGGACCUCUUAGUCCAAGGCGGCACGAGCACGACCCGAGACGUUGGACGCGGAGAUCUCCCGAUCAGAGAGGCCGCCAACGGCCAGAUCAUCAUCCCCCAUCUCCGCCAUGUCACCAUCAAAAGCAUCGCCCAGUUCGACAAACUUUAUGCUCAGGUCAUGCGCUUCAGAUCCGUCUCAAGCACUAAACUCAACCAUACCUCCUCCCGCUCCCAUGCUAUCCUUACCAUCCAUCUCCAUCAUCUCGCCCCGGAUUCUUCCAUCCAUCAUCUCGGUAAAUGCGUCCUCAUCGAUCUCGCUGGAUCCGAAAAUAAUAAAAAAACUGGAAACGAACAUAAUAAGGAACGCAUGAAAGAAUCUGUCGAGAUCAAUCAAAGCUUAUUGGCCUUACGAAAAGUCGUUAGAUCUUUAAAUACUGGGGAUCAUCGAAUUCCGUAUAGAGAUUCCAAGUUAACAAGGAUCUUGAGUGACAGUUUGGGCGGGACUUCAGCGGGACUAGUGAUCUGCAACAUCGCUCCUCUAGCUUCACAAUAUCGAGAUACUAUCAAUACAUUAACUUUUGGUAGCCAUUCUCGAAAUGUGGAGAAUAAAGUCUCACAACCAGCUCUAGAAGUCUUAGAUCGAAAGUUUCUUUUACCAUCACUAUCAUUAUAUCAACAUCAUUCAAAAUCAGUCCCAAGUUUAUCGACGACCCAACUAGCGAACAACACGACGGAUGGGGCGACCAGCCGGAGUCCGAUCAAAUUAAGCUGGGCGCGGCGGCCGUCAGUGGAUGCGUUUUCAAAACUUCCGUUUCCACACAGUUCGUCGAAGAGUGGAGGAGGCAAUCCAGUCCAAGGUGGAGGAGGAGGAGUGACGAACCUGAACAUCCGCUCCCGCAAGCUUUCAGGAUGCUUCACCUCCCCAUCAUCUUCCUCCUCCUCCUCCAAUAAACCGACGCCUACUCAUCGCAAACUUAGCUUCAGACCCUCCGUCGUCAGCCUCCAUGCUCCCUUCAGAUCGCCCUCGGCUUCCUCCGCCCCCUCUCCCGAGCGCUCCAAUCCUCUCUCCGAUGACCUCGAUAAACGGGUCCAAGAAGCAAUGCGCAAAAACCUUGACCAGAUCGUCCAGAACCGGGUCGAUAUCCUUCUUCAAGCUAAACUCAAUGAGGGAAAUUUCGUCCCUCGAUCUGGACGAGAUUCAUCGACCUUAGUCGAUACCAGCACCAUCAGCCAACGAUUCUCAGAUCAUCUGGAUCCCUCUUCGCCUACUUCUCAAUCCACUACCACCACUGCAACCAUCCAAAUCAACGGAAACGCGCCGAAUCAUUCGUUCAAUUAUAAGAACGAGGACGGCGAUCGGUUGGAAGAACGGAUCUGUCAUCUCGAACAACAGUUUGUCAGUAUUAGCAAUCUUUUGCAUUCUGUGUCUACCUCUUCUAGGCCGAAAUCGGAAACCAAAAUCCCGCGUCCUUCGUUCCAAUAAUCUCUCUCUCCCGUUUUUCUUUCUAUAUAUAUAUAUACCCGCUUAAUCUGAUCUGCAUUCGUUCUAAUAAGACGCCGUUGGUGGCUUCAUCUAAUCUGUACAAAGAACACUUUCCUUUUUGUUGUUGUUGUUGUUGUUGUUGUUAAGAGGGGUGGGAUGAAGAGAGACCGAGUGAAGGAUGUAGUCUGUGCUGUUGUUGACGCUGCCAAUCUUCCCUGCUGCUUCUUCUUUUUUUUUCUGUUGGUGCUUGUGGCCUCUGUCUCUCUGGCAGAUAUGGCAGAGCUGCGCAAACGUCUCCCCGUGUCUUUGUUUCUCUCUCUCUUGCUCUUGCUCUUGUCCUCUAUCUAUCUAUCUAUCUGUCUUCUGUCGUCCUUUUUUUUUUUUUUCUGCAGAUGGUGUGGCCUGAUUCAGGCUCCUUGUCGGCGCUUUUUCUGGUUGUCUUUUUUUUCGGAGGGGAUGUGUGUGCUUGUGGUUAUGGAGACUACAUCUAAUUCGGAGAGGCUUCUGAUGCCUGUGAGGAGUGUGUUUCUCUCUUUUUCUCUCUCUCUGCCUAUAUGGAUACACGCUCUUUCUCUCUUCCUCUCUCUCUGUAUGUAUGCGUGUGUGUAGACAUAAUGAUCAUAGACCAUUCCUUGAUAUUAUUCUUUGUGUUGUUGUUGUUGUUGCUUCUUUGGUGUAUAUUUACGUUGCAAUAACGAUACUAAUAGGGAUCAUUCCAAUGACACUGUAUAAUCCAAUUGUUUUGGUUUCUAGUUGGG
Messenger RNA from Puccinia graminis f. sp. tritici CRL 75-36-700-3, 3108 nucleotides. RefSeq lists its product as uncharacterized. The transcript has 9 exons. Gene Ontology annotation, biological process: microtubule-based movement; mitotic spindle organization. Gene Ontology annotation, molecular function: microtubule binding; ATP binding; microtubule motor activity. NCBI's taxonomy places the organism in Eukaryota, Fungi, Basidiomycota, Pucciniomycetes, Pucciniales, Pucciniaceae. The coding region runs from base 242 to 2350 and encodes 702 amino acids. The record is from RefSeq and is a predicted model, not a curated record.